GAGACGCCCCCUGAGCGAGACAGUCCCGACGCUGCCUCUGCAGAGGAGAACGCAAUGGAGCCCCGAAAUGACUAAUUUCAGUCUCAUUUAAGUCCACGAGUUCCCACUCUUGCCCGGAAGAAAAAAAAUAACAAUUCUUAAUUGUGUCGUUUGUUUUGAAGACGCGAUAGAUUGCUGCAACGAUGUGGAUCCAGGUUCGCACCAUAGACGGCAAGGAGACUCGAACCGUUGAAGAUCUUUCUAGAUUGACCAAAAUUGAGUCUUUACGGUUGAAAAUACAGGAUAUUUUUAAGGUGAACCCUCAACAGCAGCGCCUGUUCUACCGUGGGAAGCAGAUGGAAGAUGGCCAGACACUGUUUGACUACAACGUGGGUCUGAAUGACAUUGUGCAGCUGCUGAUUCGCUCUCAGACCGACCCUCCAGACAGCCCCACCCACAAGGACUGCUCAGCCGUCACCGGUAGUUCUGCCGCUUUGCCCGACUCCAAACACCAGAGCUGCGACUCUCUGGCUCCCCUGUCCCCCACCAAUAUGGAGACCUCCCCCGACAUGGACAAGGAGAACGUCAGCAGCACUACCAGCACUGUAAAUGAAACCAAGCCGGACAACAGCGCCACCAGUGACUCCAGCAGUACCAAAAACGGUUUCAGUCCCGCACAGGACUCCCAGUCACCCACGUCCAGCAGAAACACACUAAUUGACCCAGGGAUUGGCCUGUACAAGAUCAAUGAACUGGUGGACUGUAGAGACGUAAGCAUUGGCGCCUGGUUUGAAGCUAGCAUCGAAAAUGUGACACUAACUCCCACGGAGAUAAAUCCCACUAAGGGUAAGGUGGGUCGGCCCCCAAAACGGACCAACUUGAAAGCAGAAGGCGAGCAGACCCAAGCCCAGGAUCUAAGCAAGGACACUCGCAGGACUAGUGCUGUGUUGAACACUGAGAGCAACGGAGCCUCCACCUCGCAGACAGACGCUUCGCAGACAGGCAACAAGGGGAAAGAGGAGAACGUCAUUUACCACAUUAAGUAUGAAGACUAUCCGGAGAAUGGCGUGGUGCAGAUGGGAGCAAUAGAUGUACGGCCACGAGCCAGGACUCUGCUGCGGUGGGACCAGCUCCAAGUCGGCAUGCGUGUGAUGGUCAACUACAACAUGGAAACCCCAGAUGAGAGGGGGUUCUGGUUCGACGGAGAGAUCGUGACCCUGAAUCAAACGUCCCGCACAAACAAAGAACUCAGAGUUAAUAUCCUCCUGGGGGGGGCAGGAGAUGUAAUUCCAGACUGUAAAAUCCAGUUUCUAGAUGAAAUCUACCAGGUGGAGAAACCAGGAGCUCGCCCGCUCUCCGCCGUAGAUGGACAGUUUAAACGGAAGAGUGGUCCGGAGUGCAAACACUGCAAGGCCGAUCCUGACUCCGAGUGCCGCUUCUGCUCCUGCUGUGUGUGCGGGGGGAAGCAGGACGCCUCCAUGCAGCUGCUGUGCGACGAGUGCAACAUGGCGUUCCACAUCUACUGCCUCAACCCGCCCCUCACCACCAUCCCAGAUGAUGAGGACUGGUAUUGUCCGACCUGUAAAAAUGACACCAGUGAAGUCGUCAAGGCCGGCGAGAAACUUAAAGCGAGCAAGAAGAAAGCCAGAAUGCCUUCAGCGACAACAGAGAGCCAGAGAGACUGGGGAAAGGGUAUGGCCUGUGUGGGGCGCACUAAAGAAUGCACUAUUGUUCCUUCAAACCACUAUGGACCCAUUCCUGGCAUCCCUGUAGGAACCACAUGGAAGUUCAGAGUGCAGGUGAGCGAGGCAGGUGUUCAUAGGCCCCAUGUCGGCGGCAUCCACGGGCGCAGCAAUGAUGGCUCCUAUUCGCUGGUGUUGGCUGGUGGCUUUGAGGAUGAAGUGGACAGGGGAGAUGAGUUCACCUACACAGGCAGCGGGGGCCGUGACCUCUCAGGAAACAAGCGAAUCGGAGAGCACAGUUUUGACCAAACACUGACUCACAUGAACCGAGCAUUGGCUUUAAACUGUGAUGCACCGCUGAACGACAAAGACGGCGCAGAGUCCAGGAACUGGCGGGCAGGAAAACCCGUGAGAGUGGUGCGCAGCUCCAAAGGUCGACGCAUCAGCAAGUAUGCUCCAGAGGAAGGGAACCGCUAUGAUGGGAUUUACAAGGUGGUGAAGUACUGGCCGGAGAUCGGAAAGUGUGGCUAUUUGGUUUGGCGUUACCUGUUGAGACGGGAUGACUUGGAACCAGCACCGUGGACCCCUGAAGGGUUGGAGAGAAUCCAAAAACUGGGCCUCGUGGUUCAGUAUCCACCAGGCUACUUGGCGGCCAUGGCUAACAAAACAAAGAAGGAGGCCUGCGCUCGACCCGGGCGCGGCGGCCGCAGCAAGCACUAUUCUUGUCGGGGGAGGCCACGGAGACGAAAGAUCAAGGAGAGACAGCUGAGUGACGAGGAAGAGGAUGAAGAAGAGGAGCCCAUAGAAGCAGAUAUGCAAGAGGAUAUGCCUCAAAGUAAUGGAGAGCAGAAGACAAAUGGAGAUAAUGAAUUGUCAGCAGAGGCAGAACCUCCAUCCAAACGUGUUAAAAUAGAGGAGACCUUUCAGCUUACGGAGCAGCAGCAGCAGCUGAUCCAAGAGGACACGGCCAACAAGAAACUCUGGGACGAAGCCAUGGAGAACCUUAAAGAGGGGCCGAAUUUCCUGCAAAAGAUGGAGCAGAUCUUCAUGUGUGUGUGCUGCCAGGAGCUGGCCUUCCAGCCAAUCACUACUGUCUGCUCACACAAUGUUUGCAAGACCUGCCUCCAGCGGUCGUUCCGGGCUAAAGUGUACACCUGCCCCGCCUGCCGCCACGACCUGGGCAAAGACUAUGUGAUGAUCCAAAACAAGGCCCUGCAGAUUCUCCUGGACCAGUUCUUUCCCGGCUACAGCAAAGGCCGAUGAGGUCCAGAACCAAUACGACGUGCUCGCACACUUGCAUCCAUCCUGUGCACCCUCCUAUACUGUCAAGUACCUACAGCUCCACUUUGAAAUGCACUGCACUCACAUAUUUACUUUCCCACGGGCCAGAUGCAUAUUGCAUAUUACAGCCAUUUAUGUAUACAAUCAUUCAUACACAAACAACCUCAGUAGGGACUUGACCUCAUCUGCACAACUUGGACUGUCUUCUCUGACAUCACCAGCCUGAAAUUCAAACCGAGGGACCUUUUUUACAAGCCCCCUCCCUCCACUCUGCCACAGAAGCUGGCUUAAAACAAAACGCACAAAAAAAAUGACCCCCAACACACAUUCCCUUUGUUUAAAAUUCCUGCCAACCUGUUUGCAUUUUGGGUACCAUGUGCGCAGUUUUACACCAAAUACUGAGCUCAUCUGAGUCUUUUACUAAGCCGAUAAGUAUUAGUGGACAGUGCUGGGAAAAAACUACCUUUGACUCAGAGAUGCAUCCAGUCGGAUUUGUUCGAAUUGCGUAAAUUUAGGGGAAUGACAGUAUGUUAUAAAGAUAUAGCACUAUAUUAGUGACUCGUGCAGUGGACUGGGUUUUUUUAUAGGGGUCAGUUGAGAAGAUUUGCCUGGAGUUAAAGCCAUUGUUUUGCCUUCAUUGAAUAGGGUGAACUGUAGCCUGACAGGAGAAACAUCUUCGGAGAAAAACCAUUGGCUUCUGCGCCGUCUCUUUUUGGGGGGACUGGAAGCCUCUUGGGAUUCGGGGUUGAGUCCGAAAAAUAAAAAGCUGGAGAACAGAUUAAGUGGUCAUUUAAAAAGAAGUCGGAUUCUAGGGAUCAGAUCGUCCUUCCAAGCUUAGUUGGUUUGUUCUAGUUUGCAUCUGUAUGGGCCACAAGAAAAGGUCUGAGGUUAAAGAUUGAGGUGCUGCGUCAGAAAUUCCUGCUUUUUUUUCCAAUUCCUUAAAAUUGACAUCAAACCACAAAGCGGAUGUUCUUUGUGUAACAAAUCUGGAACGAUCAGAUUCGAUUUUUAUAAGCAGAUAGUUGUCUGAAAGCUAAAAAAACAAAACAAUGGCUUGUUUUACUGUAAUCAUGAUUUUAUCCUCCAUUGUAGAAAAGCCAUGCUUAGUGAAAAUGCAUUGUGGGUAUUUGUCUCAGAAACAUAUUUUUAAUUUCCCUAAACCAUGGUAUGUGCAUGACAAAAAUGCACUAUCCUCAGUGUGUUAUUGUCACAAAUUCCUGGUAACCCAACCCUUUAUGUGUUGUCAUGUUUCAGACGUUUGCACGUCAAAACUAAAGGUGUGAAUGUUUUUGGAAGCAUUUCAUUUUAAAUUAAAAACGGCAAAAACCCCAAAGUCUUUGCAGAUGAGGGAGAAUGCAUCUCCCAAACUGCCAGAAAAAUUUCAGAGGGUUCUUUGAACAAACAAAACAAAAAAACGCACUUGUGUAACGCUUGUCUAGUGCCUUCGACCAGUUGAAAUCAAGAGGGAGCAACUAACCUCACAGCACAAUCAGCAGAGCAAUCUCACCCUGACCACGGGAGGUUGCAGAAAACUACCAAAUCACAAAAACAAGGUAAACGUUGGACAUAAACUGCAUCCAAAAUGUAAUCCGAAAACAAAAAUGGCUUCUUAAAAUCAUAAAAACAUGCCUCCCGUUCCAUUUUUACAGGAACUCAUCAUAAUUAAAACAAAUAUAUAUAUAUAUAUAUUAUAUAUUAUAUAUAUAUAUAUAUAUAUAUAUAUAUAUUAUAUAUAUAUUAUAUAUAUAUAUAUAUAUAUAUAUAUAUAUAUAUAUAUAUAUAUAUAUAUAUAUAUAUAUAUAUAUAUAUAUAUAUAUAUAUAUAUAUUUUGUUAGUGUUUUAAAAAAAUCCAUCAUUUUGUAGAUAAUAAAGAUUAGUGGACUUUCAGAAUAAUUGAACAACUUACAGUUUCAUUUAAAAAAAAAGUGAAAAACAUCCUAGAGUUUUAGAAAAAAACACAAAUAUAAAAUUUUGUUUUGGUAGAGGUUAAAAGGGUCUUUUUUGUACUACCGGUAGUUGCUUAUCUUAUUAAUACUUAACUGCAAUUUUAGUUAAGUAUUAAACAAGUGAAAGGACAUAUUUCAGUAUGACUGCCUCUACCAUAACCACAAUAAUUGAACUUAAUUUGAGUAGCUAUGUGCACAUAUGGUUCUUUAAAGUGCCCUGGGUUGGCAGGUCUAACAGCAACCAAAAUCCAAAGGCCUCCCGGAGAACCGCGGCAGUCUCCGGAUCGAUCCCUGCCACCGCUCACAUCACAAGUUUUCAGUUGGUUUCGUUGGGGAAAUGUUCAAGCUCUUUGUUUGGUUUCUAAACGAUAAAUUUUGUUCAGUGUAAUGAUCAACCGAAGCCAAUUUCACCUCAGUUCCUAUCCCUGCGUUGGCGUAAAGGUCAAAGUUUAAACUUGUUCCUGGCACUCCCACUUCUGUCUCAUCUCAGGCUGUUUUGAUUGUGAUGUCCUUGUUUCCAUUCAGUCAUUCAGGUUUUUUUUUUGUUUUAAUCAUAACGUGCAAGAACAAAUGGUCUGUUAAGCUAAAUGAUGCUCAUCACUUCCAUUGUUGCUUUUGUUUUCCUUUAAAUUUAGUUUCUGGGUUGAGGUAAGCCAACAUCCCUCCUUCCUUGUGACUUUUGCUCUGUUUCUUCUGUCUUCUGCUGUCUGUGAACCUACAGUCAAUACUAACAACUUUUAGAUGUCUUGUGAACGCUUUGCUUCAGUGCUGUGUUUUAUUUCUGAUGCACUCUGUAGAAAAAUAACAUUUGGGAAAUCACACUUUAUUUCCCAAGGAUGUUUACUAUUAUCUAGAUCUGUAAACUCCAAAAAAAAACUGUUUUAGUUGCAUUUCUCCUAUUUUAAUCAUUUUAUUGUUGCCGACCUCAAGCACUUGCAGCAAAAUGGCAGUCAGAAAUUUCAUUGCUUCAUAUUGUGAUCUGAAAUUUUUUACGUGUCAAACCUUGAUAUGUACCUAUUAAAUAUUUGGAUUCAAACAUU
Molecule: messenger RNA, 5928 nt
Organism: Oryzias latipes (Japanese medaka)
Lineage: Eukaryota; Metazoa; Chordata; Actinopteri; Beloniformes; Adrianichthyidae
Gene: uhrf2
Product: ubiquitin like with PHD and ring finger domains 2
Biological process (GO): protein ubiquitination; negative regulation of gene expression via chromosomal CpG island methylation
Molecular function (GO): ubiquitin protein ligase activity; protein binding
Source: RefSeq, a predicted model, not a curated record